CAAUUUCUAUGAUGUAUUUAAUUGAUUAAUUUUUUUUCUUUCUUUAAAUUAAUAAGAUGUUCCUGUCCUAAAUUAGGAAGUAAUAAUAAAUAUUUUAUUACUCAAAAAACAUCUGCCAUUUAAUAAGAAUAAUCCAAAAUGUAAAUGCUAUAUUUUUUACCUUAAGCUUAUCUGAUCGAUUAGAUCAGCCUUUGUAUCGUUUUUGGAGUAAUUAUCUAUUGAUAGUGAUGAUUUAAACAAAUCGUACAUGCGAAAUGUCUACGCUGAUUUGUAAUGGUGAAGCUGAAACAUAUCCACUUCAUGAAUGCGUUUUCAUUGGAGAUGUUCGAAAGCUGUCUUCGUUACUGAGAUUUAACGAUGUGACGCGAAAAGAUAAACAUGGCAAUACCGCUUUACAUCUAGCAGUAAUGCUAGGUCGUAAAGAUUGUGUACAGUUGUUGCUGGCUCAUGGCGCGCCCGUUAAAGUGAAAAAUCUUGCUGGUUGGUCACCACUUGCAGAAGCCACUAGCUAUGGAGAUCGACAAACGAUUUCGUCUCUUGUUCGUAAACUUAAGCAACAAGCACGAGAACAGAUGGAAUGUAGAAGACCAGAUCUCAUCAGAGCUUUAUCUCAAAUACAGAACUUUUAUAUGGAAUUGAAAUGGGACUUUCAUUCAUGGGUGCCAUUGGUUUCCAGAAUAUUGCCCUCAGAUGUUUGUAAAAUUUAUAAAUCUGGAUCAGGAAUCAGAUUGGAUACAACGUUGGUUGAUUUUACUGACAUGAAGUGGGAGAGGGGUGACAUAUCUUUUAUUUUCCAAGGAGAAAAACCCCCAAGUGAGUCACUAACUGUUCUUGAUAACAAAGUCAAAGUAUAUCAAAAAGUUCGCUAUGAGGAAACUGAAAAUGAGAUUGAAGAUGAGGUGGACAUAAUAAUGUCAAGCGAUAUUUUAGCUGCUCAAAUGUCCACGAAAGGUAUUUCAUUUGCAAGAGCCCAGUCAGGGUGGAUUUUCCGUGAAGACCGUAAAGAAACUGUGGCUGGUCUAUAUAAGAGUGAUAUUUAUACAAUUACAGGUCUUGUAUUGGAGUCACGGAAAAGGAGAGAACAUUUGUCUACUGAUGAUUUGCAAAAGAACAAAGCUAUUAUAGAGAGUUUGACUAAGGGUAACACACAACACUUAGAUACAAAUGGAGAACCUGUGAGGCGAGCUUCUCUGAACCCUCCUCCUGAGAGUGGCAUUGAUUGGGAUACAUACAUAUCAUCUCCUAUUGGUCAAUAUCCUAGCUUGGGGAGAGAGCUUGUGUAUAAGGAAUCAUCUAGAAAUUUUCGAGCUACAAUAGCUAUGAGUGAUGACUUCCCGCUGAGUGUAGACAUGCUCCUGAAUGUACUUGAAGUGAUUGCUCCAUUUAAACACUUUGCCAAAUUACGACAAUUUGUUGCUAUGAAAUUACCCAAAGGGUUUCCAGUGAAAAUAGAUAUCCCAAUUCUUCCAACUGUUACUGCAAAAAUAACAUUUCAAAAAUUUGAUUUUCGUGAUGAUAUACCUGAUGAUUUGUUUGUUAUACCCGAAGACUAUGUUGAAGAUCCGUUACGUUUUCCUGAUUUAUGACGCUUUGAUAUUCUAACAUUGUUUCAAAUUAGUGAAAGACCAAUAUGGAAACGUGAAGUUAAGUGUGGUCGGGUACGGCGUGCCCUUAGUGAUAAGCACUACAGGUCUACACAUGGCCUUCUCACUAUUGAGAUACCAAUGUUAUUUGGCCUUGGUAGUUCUUAUUCAAGUCAUUACAUUCUUUUUGUUGAGUAGAGAAAAAAUAUUAUUGAUUUGUAAAUUUUGUGGUGAAUUGUCAUGUAAUUUAUGUUAAAUAAAUAUUUUUUUCCUUAUUUAUA
Molecule: messenger RNA, 1864 nt
Organism: Nymphalis io (European peacock)
Lineage: Eukaryota; Metazoa; Arthropoda; Insecta; Lepidoptera; Nymphalidae
Product: ankyrin repeat domain-containing protein 13C
Exons: 1
Coding region: 255-1586 (443 amino acids)
Cellular component (GO): cytoplasm
Molecular function (GO): protein binding
Source: RefSeq, a predicted model, not a curated record